CGGGGGCAGUAGUUUGGUGGCCCUUAGCCUGGCUCUGCCCCUCCUGRGAGCUCCUGCUUUCGCCCAGGCCUCCGAGGACGAGGAGAAGGGAACUUUCRGCAGGAUCCGCUUAAUAGCAGCAGCAACAUGAACCGUGAAGACCGGAAUGUGCUGCGUAUGAAAGAAAGGGAAAGGCGAAAUCAAGAAAUUCAACAGGGUGAAGAGGCCUUUCCACCUAACUCUCCUCUCUUUGCUGAACCGUACAAAGUUACCAGCAAAGAAGACAAACUGUCUAGUCGUAUUCAGAGCAUGCUUGGAAAUUACGAUGAAAUGACGGAUCUCAUAGGAGACAGAUCGCUACAAAAGCUUGUUGGAUUUCCCAAACCGACUGUACCMUCAACAGCUGAGGAAAAAUCAACCCAAGGUUUCUUUGGUGAACAGAGACACAAUGCCAGCUCGCACCAGAGCAGCAAAUGGACUCCCGUAGGGCCAGCACCUAGCACUUCCUCCCAGUCUCAGAAACGGUCCUCGGGGUUGCAGAGCGGGCACAGCAGCCAGCGUGGCAGUGGCAAUAACACUAGCAGUGGUGGCCAGAGACAUGACCGUGACUCGUACAGUAGCAGCAGCAGCCGCAAAAAAAGCCAGCAUGGAUCAGAACACUCCAAAUCCCGUUCUUCCAGCCCUGGAAAACCAUCUGCUGUUUCCUCGCUGAGCUCCAGCCAUUCUAGAUCUCAUGGAAACGAUCAUCACAACAAGGAACAUCAACGCUCAAAAUCCCCCCGGGAUCCUGAUGCCAGCUGGGACUCUCCCUCCCGUGUACCCUCAUUUUCGAGUGGACAACACUCUAGUCAGUCUUUUCCACCUUCCCUCAUGUCCAAGUCUAAUUCAAUGUUACAAAAACCCACUGCUUAUGUAAGGCCAAUGGAUGGGCAGGAGUCCAUGGAACCAAAGUUAUCCUCUGAACACUACAGUAGUCAGACUCAUAGCAGCAGCGUGAAUGAGCUGAAGCCCAGCAGCAAAGCACACCUAACCAAGCUGAAAAUACCCUCCCAGCCACUGGAUGCAUCAGCUUCUGGUGAUGUGAGUUGUGUGGAUGAAAUUCUAAAAGAGAUGACCCAUUCUUGGCCUCCUCCACUGACUGCUAUUCACACACCAUGCAAAACAGAACCAUCAAAGUUUCCUUUUCCAACAAAGGACUCUCAACAGUCCAGUUUUGGCACUGGAGAACAGAAAAGAUACAAUCCUUCAUCAAAAGCCUCCAAUGGUCAUCAAUCCAAAUCAUGUGAAUCGAACCAGACAGAUAUGUUGAAAGAUGACUUAAAACUUAGCAGUAGUGAAGACAGCGAUGGAGAGCAGGACUGUGAUAAGACGGUGCCAAGGAGCACACCUGGAAGUAAUUCUGAACCUUCACAGCAUAACAGUGAAGGAGCAGAUAACUCCAGGGAUGAUUCGAGCAGCCACAGCGGAUCUGAGAGCAGCUCGGGCUCCGACUCUGAAAGCGAAAGCAGCUCCAGUGACAGUGAAGCUAACGAACCAUCGCAGAGCGCGUCCCCCGAGCCAGAGCCACCGCCAACAAACAAGUGGCAACUGGAUAACUGGCUGAACAAAGUUAAUCCACAUAAAGUAUCACCAGCUUCUUCCGUGGACAGCAAUAUCCCAUCCUCACAAGGCUACAAAAAGGAGGGACGGGACCAGGGGGCAGGGAGCGGAUAUACCGAUCAAAGCGGAUCCAAGGAUUCGAUUUCUUCUACGCCUGGGCGAGAUUCCAAAUCCACCCAAAAGGGCUCGGAGAGCAGUCGUGGCAGGCAGAAAUCACCUGCCCAGAGUGACAGCUCAACACAGAGGAGGACUGUAGGUAAAAAGCAGCCCAAGAAGGCAGAGAAGACAUCUGUUGAAGAGCCUAGAGGGGGUCUCAAAAUAGAAAGUGAAACUCCUGUAGACAUGGCAACAAAUAUACCUUCAAAUAGGCAUAAGGCAGCCACAAAAGGUUCCAGAAAACCUAAUAUAAAGAAGGAGCCCAAAUCUUCCCCUCGGCCUACAAUAGAGAAAAAGAAAUAUAAGGCUUCAAGCAAACCUGCCCAGAAAUCCAGGGAAUUCAUAGAAACAGAUACCUCAUCCUCUGAUUCAGAUGAAAAUGAGAGCCUGCCUCCUUCAUCACAAACACCCAAAUACUCUGAGAGCAAUAGGACUCCUGUUAAAUCUUCCAUGGAGGAGGAUGACAGCUUUUUUCGGCAAAGAAUGUUCUCUCCUAUGGAAGAGAAAGAACUUCUUUCACCACUCAGUGAUCCUGAUGAAAGGUACCCACUUAUUGUGAAGAUUGACCUGAGCCUCUUAUCCAGAAUACCAGGGAAGCCUUACAAGGAUGCUGACGCACCCAAAGCGGAAAAGAAAAACGUGCCGGAGAAGCACGCGAGAGAUUCUCAGAAGCAGCCCUCUGACAAAAACUCUACAAAAGGCAAAAGGAAACACAAACAGAACGAUGAUGAAAAUCGAGCCAGUGAAAGCAAGAAAACGAAACUGGAAGAAAAAGUUUCAUCAGGACACAAGACUUCCAGCAGUAGGGAGUCUUCAAAGCCAAGUGUUGUUAAAGAAAAGGAUUUACUGCCUUCUCCUGCUGCCCCAGUCCUUCAGAAGGAUUCCAAGCAAGAACAUGGGUCCCGGAAGAGGACAAUCAGUCAGUCGUCUUCCUUGAAGUCUAGCAGCAAUGUUAAUAAGGAGAGCAGCAGUGGUAGUAAAAGCAGCUCAUCUUCUAAGCAAAAGAAGACAGAGGGGAAGGGUUCAAGCAGUGCAAAAGAAGCCAAGGAGAAGAUUCUGAACAAUUCAUCAAACUGUCCUCCUGUGUCUAAUCCGUCAGUGGAGAGUUCAAAGUCACGAAGAGCAAAGCUUGUUUUUGAUGACAGAACUUACUCAGCUGAUCAUUAUUUACAAGAAGCAAAGAAGUUAAAACAUAAUGCAGAUGCGUUGUCUGACAGGUUUGAGAAAGCUGUGUACUACCUAGAUGCUGUAGUGUCGUUCAUUGAGUGUGGGAAUGCAUUGGAGAAAAAUGCUCAGGAAUCCAAGUCCCCGUUCCCUAUGUAUUCAGAAACUGUGGAAUUAAUCAAAUACACUAUGAAAUUGAAGAAUUACUUGGCACCAGAUGCUACAGCCGCGGAUAAAAGGCUAGCAGUGCUCUGUCUUCGGUGCCAAUCUCUUCUAUACCUAAGGCUUUUCAAGCUGAAGAAGGAAAGUGCAUUGAAAUAUUCUAAAACUCUGACCGAACAUCUUAAGAAUUCCUAUAACAAUUCUCAAGCACCAUCACCUGGCAUGGGAAACAAGCCUGUUGGAAUGCCGUCUCCAGUGUCUCCAAAGCUGUCUCCAGGGAAUUCAGGAAAUUACUCUUCUGGAGCAGCCAACCCUUCAGGGAGCGGGUCUUCGGUGACGAUCCCCCAGAGGAUCCAUCAGAUGGCAGCCAGCUAUGUCCAAGUCACCUCCAACUUCCUUUACGCCACUGAAAUCUGGGACCAAGCCGAACAGCUGUCGAAAGAACAGAAAGAGUUCUUUGCGGAACUGGAUAAAGUUAUGGGCCCUCUGAUUUUUAAUUCAAGCAUCAUGACAGACCUAGUGCGUUACACCCGUCAGGGAUUACAUUGGUUGCGCCUGGAUGCCAAGUGAUAUUUUGAACUGAAGGAAUGGAAAAAAGAACAUGUUUUUCUCGCUGCCUCUGAUUUAUCUCCACAACACUGUGUCAUGUCAAUAAGGAAGACUGCCAUAACACAUUGCUUAGUUGACACUAAGAGCAAGGAAUGCUUUCACGUCUCCCAUCCUCAUAUGUGUUUUGUGUUUUAAUCCCAAAUGAGCUGGUUAAUGGACUUCUUCAGUAUUCCCGUUUUAAGUUAUUUAAAUAUUUUAAAAUUUGCUACAUGUAAAGAUGUAGUUUUGUUGAUCUAUCAUGGAUAGAUCAUUGGAUUUCCAGUCAUAAUACAUAACUAGCCAGUUUAAAUCCUAUUUAUUUUAAUCUUUUUUUAAUUUUGAAAAGCCCAAUUUGGGGCAGUUUUAGCUAUUUUUUCACUGAAUUUACCCUUUCAAGUACUUAGCAGAAAUUAAACGUAGACACUUUAUUUAAGUACUUUGUGAGCUUUGUUACUCUGUAAUGUCUUGUGGUGGUAGAGCCUGUACGAUAGGGUUGAUAGGUUCUCGAGUGUAGGGACACCAUACUUGUCAUGCCUAAUGCCUACGAGUCAACUAAUAAAUGACAAUGACAGAUUUAUUAUUGCAGAAUUUGUACUAAAUAGAAAAGUUCCAGAUAUUCU
Molecule: messenger RNA, 4268 nt
Organism: Nothoprocta perdicaria
Lineage: Eukaryota; Metazoa; Chordata; Aves; Tinamiformes; Tinamidae
Gene: AFF4
Product: AF4/FMR2 family member 4
Exons: 22
Coding region: 127-3630 (1167 amino acids)
Biological process (GO): regulation of gene expression
Cellular component (GO): super elongation complex; nucleus
Source: RefSeq, a predicted model, not a curated record